This is a messenger RNA of Meloidogyne enterolobii, 432 nucleotides long. NCBI's taxonomy places the organism in Eukaryota, Metazoa, Nematoda, Chromadorea, Rhabditida, Meloidogynidae. The record is from the annotation of a GenBank genome assembly.
AUGAUUGACGGAAAAGUCAAAGAUGAAGAGAAACCAGUAAAAUCAGAGUCAAUUGCCAAAGGUCUAGGAUCUAUUCUAACACACGAAAAAACAACAGAAACUCAACUCAUUGAAGAAUUAAUUCCUUCUUCAAGUCAAAUUAAAGAAGAAAAAGAAGAAAAUAAAUUGGAAGAAUUAACAACAAUUUUUGAUCAACAACAACCAAGUACUUCUACAAUAACAACAACGAAACAACAUUUAGAGCCAGAUUAUGAUAUUGAAGCUGCAGCAGAAAUGUUUGCUGCAGCCUUUCCUAAUAGAGAACCUAAAGAUGUUUUGAGAGAACAUGGAAUUACUGACUUAGAGUUGGUUUUGGAUGAGGAAUCUGAGGAGGAAGAAUAUGAAAUUGAAUGUAAAAAUUAUAAAGAAUUUUUAGGAGUCCUUUUGGACUAA